CCUAUUACGUCUAGACACAUUGAACCUAAAGUUAAUUGACUUACGAACUCGCGCGGACAUUACCUUGACAUUAAAAUGAUCAAUCAAACAGUAUUGCAACAGUAUAUAAGGCUAGAGAAAAUCGUAACAGGCAUCAUUUGGCAAUCAUUGCCCAACAGAACAGGAGCACAGGAAACCAUGAGAGCAAUCACGCUGGUAUGUCUGGCGGUAGCCGUGGCAGCCGUGGCGGCACGGGACCCGCGCUACAAGAGGAACGCUGAUCUCGAGGAGGCGGCUUCCCACCACUGGGAGAAGGGCGGCGGUGGCGAGCAUCACGGCGACCACCACCACGAGCACGGCGGCGACGGCGAGAAGGGCUACAAGGGACACCACGAGCACGAACACGGCAAGAAGGGACACUCCCACCACGAGGGCCACAAGGGCCACUACGGGGAACACGGCGGCCACAAGAAGCACCACCACCACGACGACGGGUACUAUGAUGAGCACCACCACGGAGAAAAGGGUGAAAAAGGACACGGCUUCGAAGAAAAGGGACACUACCACAAGGGACACUCCACCAAGGGCCAUCAUGGUAUACACAAAAUAGACGAGUUCAAGAAGGACAAGCACUUCCACGAUAAGCACGGCGAGUCUGGCUUCGAAGAGGGCUACGGCGGUCACCACCACGAGGGCGGACACGAGAAGGGCGGCCACUUCCACAAGGGACACAAGGAGGGCGGCCACCACGAGCACCACCACGGCAAGAAGGGUCACCACGAGGAGGGAGGACACCACCACGACCACAAGGGACACCACGACGAGGGCGGCCACCACGAGCACUGGGGACACCACGAGGGUCACGGCAGCAAGGGCGGACACGAAGACCACAAAGGUUGGGACUGGAAGGGGCACAAAUAAGUUAUCUAUAAUUGUUUUAAUUGCUCGCGCAUUUGUUUUUGUUAAUGUUUUGUGAUACGGAAUGAAAUAAAUUAUUUAAACAUUUUAUAUAA
Molecule: messenger RNA, 992 nt
Organism: Cydia strobilella
Lineage: Eukaryota; Metazoa; Arthropoda; Insecta; Lepidoptera; Tortricidae
Product: histidine-rich glycoprotein-like
Exons: 1
Coding region: 76-900 (274 amino acids)
Source: RefSeq, a predicted model, not a curated record